Durusdinium trenchii is the source of this 294-nucleotide messenger RNA. Lineage: Eukaryota; Dinophyceae; Suessiales; Symbiodiniaceae. The record is from the annotation of a GenBank genome assembly.
AUGGUACUGGACAACGAUUGCGUGCCGCUGCAGCGCUCUUGGUGCUUGUUCGAGCUCCUCCAGACGCGUUACGUGGCGCCAAGGCUCAAGAGCGGCUACGAGGCGACCGGCGGCGCCGUGAACCGGUCGAAGGGGUUGCUGCUCUGCACACCCAGCGGGGUGCUCCAGUGGGGCAAUGCCCAUGUGGACACCGUGGUGCGCUUGGCCGAGAAGGUCGGCGAGAUUCGCUCCUCGGCGAGAUUCGGUGGCGAGCUCGGGGGUGGGAUCAGAUGGCAGGAUGGUGGCACAUGGUGA